Messenger RNA from Spea bombifrons (plains spadefoot toad), 1094 nucleotides. It is a transcript of the gene NIPSNAP2, whose product is annotated as nipsnap homolog 2. Gene Ontology annotation, cellular component: mitochondrion. The record is from RefSeq and is a predicted model, not a curated record. The transcript is spliced from 10 exons. The coding region runs from base 62 to 910 and encodes 282 amino acids. Lineage: Eukaryota; Metazoa; Chordata; Amphibia; Anura; Pelobatidae.
AUUACACACGCGCUCCUCCCCGCACCCUGACGUUCGCUGGCAGCACGGCAGACUGUGCAAGAUGGCGAGCCGAUCCGUGUCCGUGGCUUUGAGUAGGGCGAACAGGAUUCAGGCCUGCGGGCUGAGUCCUCUGCUGAUCAGGGGGAUCGCCUCCUCCGCUCAAAAGGCUAAAGAAGACAGCUGGCUACGAUCCCUCUUUGUCCGUAAGGUGGAUCCGAGGAAAGAUGCCCACUCAAAUCUGUUGGCCAAGAGAGAAACCAGCAACCUGUACAAAAUACAGUUCCACAAUGUGAAGCCAGAGUGCCUUGAGGCCUAUAACAAGUUAUGUGAGGAGGUGUUGCCAAAGGUUCAUGAAGAUGAAAACUACCCAUGUACUUUGGUGGGGACAUGGAAUACAUGGUAUGGAGAGCAGGAUCAAGCUGUCCACCUGUGGAGGUAUGAGGGGGGAUACCCAGCUCUAACAGAGGUCAUGAGCAAGCUUAGAAAAAACCAAGAGUUUACAGAGUUUCGGAAAGCUCGGGGUAACAUGUUGCUGUCUCGUAAAAACCAACUCUUGCUGGAGUUUAGUUUUUGGAAUGAACCUGUCCCACGGAAAGGGCCCAAUAUUUAUGAGCUGAGAUCCUACCAGCUAAGGCCUGGAACCAUGAUUGAAUGGGGAAACCACUGGGCUCGUGCCAUACGAUAUCGUCAGGACAGCGGUGAGGCCGUGGCUGGCUUUUUUUCUCAGAUUGGCCAGCUCUACAUGGUUCAUCAUCUGUGGGCCUACAAUGACUUACAAAGCAGAGAUGAUAUCAGGAACGCUGCCUGGCAGAAAGACGGCUGGGAUGAAUGUGUCUACUAUACAGUUCCCCUCAUACAGGAGAUGGAGUCUAGAAUAAUGAUCCCCCUGAAGAGCUCUCCGCUACAGUAAUGAUCUUCUCGUGUGUCAGUCGAAAACGUUGGCAAACCUUUUGUGUGGAUUACUUCAGAAAUGAAGGAACCGUCUCCGGCGGAUUUGUAUUUCAGUAACUCAGUAAUUCUGCUUUUAUUUCUAAUUAUGGCCCUGACCUGUUUCUAGAUCAGUUCUCAUAUACAUGCGUUUAAAGAAAAAGAAA